Molecule: messenger RNA, 315 nt
Organism: Syzygium oleosum
Lineage: Eukaryota; Viridiplantae; Streptophyta; Magnoliopsida; Myrtales; Myrtaceae
Product: putative lipid-transfer protein DIR1
Exons: 1
Coding region: 1-315 (104 amino acids)
Biological process (GO): systemic acquired resistance
Molecular function (GO): fatty acid binding
Source: RefSeq, a predicted model, not a curated record
AUGGGGAGAUCUAGCGGCAAGAGCUUGGUGCUGGGGCUCGCAUUGGUGCUGCUCGUAGCCAUGGCGGGAGGAGCCAAGGCCACGACCGUGUGCAAUAUCCCAACCGACAAACUAGCCUCGUGCCUCCCGGCCGUCACGGGCGACCACCCCACCCCGCCAACCGAGCAAUGCUGCAAGGCAAUCUCCAAAGCGGACAUGCAGUGCCUCUGCCGCUACAGGUCCGUGCUGCCGAACUUCGGGAUAAACCCCGCCAACGCCAUGGCAUUGCCCGAGAAAUGCGGCCUCAAAGCGCCCCCGAAGUGCCCCAACAACUAA